This is a messenger RNA of Fusarium keratoplasticum, 1578 nucleotides long. Its product is annotated as MFS domain-containing protein. NCBI's taxonomy places the organism in Eukaryota, Fungi, Ascomycota, Sordariomycetes, Hypocreales, Nectriaceae. Gene Ontology annotation, biological process: transmembrane transport. The coding region runs from base 1 to 1578 and encodes 525 amino acids. The transcript has 3 exons. Gene Ontology annotation, cellular component: membrane. Gene Ontology annotation, molecular function: transmembrane transporter activity. The record is from RefSeq and is a predicted model, not a curated record.
AUGGCUACUCAGACGGAAACGCUGGUAUUGGCACCGAUUGCACACCCGGGCCUCGAGUCUGGGAGCGACACUCAAUUGCCCAGCACCGAUAGUGUCUCUGGAUGCUCCGAUAUCGAGGAAGUCCGACCAGCCUCGCGCUUCCGAAAGACGGCUGUGACUUUUCAGCUUUCUGGCGUCAACUUUGCUUCCAGCGCUGCCAAUGGUCUCAUCGUGGUCGGUCUCCCUCGGAUGACCCAGGACCUUGACUUGCCUCAAUCGCUUGCAUUUUGGCCCUCUUCUGUCCCUGGUUUGGCGACAGCGUCGACGCUGCUGAUCGCUGGUGCUGUUGCCGAUGUCAUUGGUCCACGAUCAGUAGACUUGCUUGGGUGCAUCGCCAACGGCGCCCUCAUGCUUGCAUGCGCAUUCAUCCAAAAGGGUGAAGAAUUGGUUGUCCUGAGGGCACUGCAAGGUAUCGCCCUUGCUCUGCACUUGUCCAGUUCUGUAUCCCUCGUCACCAAGAUCUUACCCCGCGGUCGGGGACGCAACUUUGCUUUUGCUUGUCUCGGUCUGAGUCAACCGCUUGGUUUCUCCUUUGGUCUUGUCAUUGGCGGUAUUCUGGUUGAUACCAUUGGAUGGCGAUCGGGAUGGUAUCUUUACGGAGGCAUCACUCUGGUGCUGUCAGCUGUUGGCUUCUGGUCCUUGCCCAAGUCCGCUCCACUUGGGACGCUCCAGGAUGUUAUACACAACCUGAAGACAAAGGUCGAUUGGGUUGGUGCCUUGCUCGCCUCAGCUUUCAUGGCAUUGAUUUCGUAUUUCCUCGCCAUCAUCAGCACAGACGUUUACCGCAUUAAAGAGCCUGCUAGCAUCGUCAUUCUCUGUCUCGGCGUUGUGGCUCUGCCCUUGUUCAUCGGCUGGAUGCAUCGUCAGCACACAUCAGGCCAACCGGCCCUCAUCCCCAACUCGUUUUGGGAAAACUCUGCGUUUGCCAGCAUUUGCGCCACCAUCGCCUUGUCCUUUGGGGUUUUGACCUCGCUGGAACUCUUUGCUAGCCUCUUCUUCCAAGAAAUCCAGCAUCUCUCGGCCCUCCAAGCCGCAAUUCGCAUUCUGCCAAGCAUCGUCGUCGGAGUCACUCUCAACUUCUCCACUGGCCUCUUUGUGCACAAGGUUCCGGCCCUCUGGCUCGUUGUCAUCACCUGCAUCCUUUCUGCUGGUUCCCCUUUGCUCAUGGCGACCAUCGAGCCAAGCUGGUCUUAUUGGACAAGCGCAUUCUUCGCCCAACUCUUGAUGCCCUUCUCUGCCGAUGUGCUUUUUACCGUUGGACUAAUCAUCGUCACUGAGAUGUUUCCCGAUGAUAAGCAGUCUAUCGCUGGUGCUGUCUUUAACACUGCGUCCCAAUUUGGAAACGCCUUUGGGUUGGCCGUCAUGCAGGUUGUCUCUACCCUUGUGGCCAAGGACCAUGAUGGAAUGAAGCCCUCUGAGGCUCUGUUAGAGGGAUAUAGGGCAAGCUUCUGGACAAUGUUUGCUUUCAUGAUGGCAUGCGUUGUCAUUGCGGGAGCCGGGUUGCGAAAGACAGGCAAGAUUGGAUUGAAGCAAGAUUAA